This is a messenger RNA of Colius striatus (speckled mousebird), 1136 nucleotides long. It is a transcript of the gene GADD45G, whose product is annotated as growth arrest and DNA damage inducible gamma. Gene Ontology annotation, cellular component: nucleus; cytoplasm. Bases 97 to 576 code for a protein of 159 amino acids. Gene Ontology annotation, biological process: regulation of cell cycle. The transcript has 4 exons. Lineage: Eukaryota; Metazoa; Chordata; Aves; Coliiformes; Coliidae. The record is from RefSeq and is a predicted model, not a curated record.
GUGCGCGGAGACCGGAGCUGAGCCGCUGCGCAUCGCCCACCCGUCGCCCGCACAGCCAGCCGCCCGGGAGCCGCCGCGCUGUGGGGACUCGCUGCUAUGACUCUGGAGGAGAUCCACGGACAGGAGCCUGUGCCUGCAGUACACGACUGGAUGCAGGGCGCCGGGAAGGCCCUCCACGAGCUGCUGGUGUCGGCCCAGCGCCGCGGCUGCCUCACCGCCGGCGUCUACGAGUCGGCCAAGCUGAUGAAUGUGGAUCCCGACAACGUUGCUUUCUGCGUGCUGGCCGCAGAUGAGGAAGAUGAGGGGGACAUUGCCCUGCAGAUCCACUUCACUCUGAUCCAGGCCUUCUGCUGCGAGAAUGACAUUGACAUUGUGCGUGUGAACGACGUGGCCAAGCUGGCUGCCAUCGUGGGGCCCAGCGAGGAGUCUGGGGAGCCGCGGGACCUCCACUGCAUCCUCAUCACGAACCCAAAUGAAGAUGGCUGGAAAGACCCAGCUCUAGAAAAGCUGAACUCUUUUUGUGAAGAGAGCCGAAAUGUUAAUGACUGGGUGCCGACAAUCACCUUGCCUGAGUGAUGGUGACCCAGGGCAUUGAGGAGGCUGAGACCUCUUGUUGCAUUCUCAAUGUGGCAUGAGUUCACUAAAGUGUGCAACAAGCUGCUGAUUCCAUGGAUUAGCCUGGUCAAGGGACUGGAUUAAAGUCACUCAGACUGGCAUGCAGUGGGCUCUUACAGAGGAGGAGGAGAGCAGCUCGCCCCACCAGUGAGCCUCAGUAGGCUGUAACCGUGGAGGGGCUGACAUACCAUGGAACUGAAAGAAGUACUACAAGUUUCUUGAUCAAGUGGAGCUGUUUCAGAAGGCAAGAAAGAAAGUUGAGGAAAGUGGGCCAAACCUUUCUAGAAGGACUGGACAGAGUACUGUUAACUAAGAACUGUUGGGUGCUGUCUACAAAACACAGGAGAAAGUUUCAAUAUUUGAUGGACUACCAAGGACUGGUUACUAAAACAGAGACUCUAAAGCAGACAGACUUCAACAGGCCUCUUGGGUCACCCUGCAGAACUGGUUUAAUAAUGCAAUAUUUUUUAUUGAAAUAUUUGCUGCUAUUGAAGCUUUCAUAAUAAAUUUUUGACAAUUAA